This is a messenger RNA of Colossoma macropomum (tambaqui), 1074 nucleotides long. RefSeq names its product growth hormone secretagogue receptor type 1-like. Gene Ontology annotation, molecular function: growth hormone secretagogue receptor activity. NCBI's taxonomy places the organism in Eukaryota, Metazoa, Chordata, Actinopteri, Characiformes, Serrasalmidae. The transcript has 3 exons. Gene Ontology annotation, biological process: G protein-coupled receptor signaling pathway; hormone-mediated signaling pathway. Gene Ontology annotation, cellular component: plasma membrane. The record is from RefSeq and is a predicted model, not a curated record. The coding region runs from base 1 to 1017 and encodes 338 amino acids.
AUGGAAGGUUCCGGUAACGGUUUCGGUUCUGGUUGGUGUGAGGACUAUGACAACGCGUCUGCUGUGGAUCAUUAUCUCUUCAGCCGCUCUGAACUGAUCGUCGUCACGACACUGUGUGCGCCGCUGCUACUGCUGGGGCUGCUGGGUAAUAUUCUCACCAUCCUGGUGGUGUGGCUCCGCCCCCAGAUGAGAAGCACCACCUACCUGUACCUGAGCAGCAUGGCCGUGUCCGAUAUUCUAAUGCUGGUACUGAUGCCCCUCGACCUCUACAAGUUGUGGUGGUUCCGGCCGUGGUUGCUAGGCGAUGCGGUCUGCAAACUCUCCCAGUUUGUGAGCGAAUGCUGCACGUUUUCGUCCAUCCUCCAUAUGACGGCGUUGGGGGCAGAGCGUUACCUGGCCGUCUGCUUUCCUCUCAGGGCCCGCCUCCUGGUGACGCGGGGGCGCGUACGAGCGCUCAUUGCCGCGUUGUGGGUCGUGGCCCUGCUAAGCUCCGCCCCCGUGCUGGUGCUGGUGGGGGUGGAGAGUGUUGAGGGCGGAGAACCCGAGUGCCGCAUUACCCAGUUCGCCCAGGACUCGGGCCUGAUGACCGCCAUGCUGUGGCUGUGUAACCUGUACUUCAUCAUCCCCCUCACCCUCCUCUCACUGCUGUACGGCCUGAUCGCCCGCACACUGCGCCAGCGCGCACACGCACACCGAGACCACACCCACCGACAGACCCUCAGGAUGAUGGUGGUGAUAGUGUUGGUGUUUGUUCUAUGCUGGUUGCCGUUCCAUGUGGGCCGGACGCUGUUCUCGCUGACCCCUGACCCCAGCGCUGCUCUGUAUUAUAUCAGUCAGUACUUCAACCUCGUCUCCUUCGUCCUCUUCUACCUGAGCGCUGCUAUCAAUCCGCUGCUCUACAAUGUCCUGUCUGCGCGCUACCGUGCCAACGUCCGCAGCAUGCUACAUCUCCCACCAGGCCCCGCUGCGGAGCUGCGCCACAGGUCUCACCCUUCCCUUUCCAGCACACAUUUUUAACCUGGGCCUGAUCGUGGAGAUGCAUCACAGGGCUCACAUGGCUCGCAGGUCCUUCUC